This is a messenger RNA of Melospiza georgiana, 1831 nucleotides long. Its product is annotated as G-protein coupled receptor 83-like. The transcript has 4 exons. The record is from RefSeq and is a predicted model, not a curated record. Bases 122 to 1384 code for a protein of 420 amino acids. Gene Ontology annotation, cellular component: membrane. Gene Ontology annotation, molecular function: neuropeptide Y receptor activity. Gene Ontology annotation, biological process: neuropeptide signaling pathway. Lineage: Eukaryota; Metazoa; Chordata; Aves; Passeriformes; Passerellidae.
CAUGGGGCAGAUUUUGAAAAGGCAAGUGUGUGUGUUCCCUCCUGCAACCACUGGCUUUAGCAGCUGAGCUGGCAGAAGGCGCUGACGAGUGCGGCUGAACCAGGGCUCAGCUGCCCCAGCCAUGAGACAGCACACCUGGUUCCCCUUGCAGUACAUGCCCAAGCCCUUCUGGAGAGCAGAGAACCACAACACCACCAGCUUCUUCUCUGCACUGUACGGCUUCCCCAACCAGUCCUUCUUCCACAGUGACUUGAACCUGGAGGACCUGGGCGACUUUGACAGCGGAGCCAAGUACGAGGGCGAGUCCCAGAGCCGGACAGUGCAGGCGCUGCUGAUCGUCGCCUACUCUGUGAUCAUCUGCAUCUCCCUCUUUGGCAACAUCCUGGUGUGCCACGUGGUCAUCAAGAACAAGAGGAUGCACUCUGCCACCAACCUCUUCAUCGUCAACCUGGCUGUUGCUGAUGUGAUGAUCACCACCCUGAACACCCCCUUCACACUGGUGAGGUUUGUGAGCAGCACCUGGGUGUUUGGGAAGCUGAUGUGUCACAUCAGCAGGUUUGUUCAGUACUGCUCUGUCCAUGUGUCUGUGCUCACCCUCGCUGCCAUCGCACUGGACCGGCACCAGGUGAUCAUGCACCCUCUCAAGCCACGCAUGUCCAUGGUGAAAGGAGGGAUUUGCAUCAUCAUCAUCUGGGUCAUGGCCAGCUGCUUCUCACUGCCCCACGCCAUUUAUCAGACUCUGACAAGUUUUUAUAUUGGAAACAGAACCAUCCGAAUGGUCUGCCUCCCCAGCUUCCCUCCUCCUGCCGAUCUUUUCUGGAAGUACCUCGACCUGACUACGUUUGUUCUCUUGUACGUUCUGCCCUUGCUUGUGAUCUCCAUUACCUACACCAUAGUGGCCAAAAAGCUGUGGCUGAGGAACGCCAUCGGGGACCUCACCAUGGAGCAAUACUAUGCCCACCAGAGGAAGAAGAAGAUGACGCUGAAGAUGCUGAUGGUGGUGGUGGUUGUGUUUGCCGUGUGCUGGUUCCCCCUCAACUGCUACGUGGUGCUGCUCUCCUGCAGGGCCAUCCACAGCAGCAACGCUCUCUACUUUGCUUUCCACUGGUUCGCCAUGAGCAGCACCUGCUACAACCCCUUCAUCUACUGCUGGCUGAACGAGAGCUUCCGCGCGGAGCUGCGCUGCCUGCUGUGCGUGUGCCGCCGCCGCAGCUCGGCGCAGGGCCACGCUCUGCAGCCCCUCUCCCCCCUGUUCCGCCGGGCCAAGCCUGACAACUGCCCCUGCAGGAGGAGCAGCACGUGCCAGAAGGCACAGGCACCCCCACAGAGGAACUCCGCACGGACCGACAUAUCCAGCGUGCAGCCGAUCGUGGCGGAAAGCUGAACCUUUCAUCUGACAGCUGGGCAGCAUCACACAGGGAUUGCAAAAUCAUGGGGAAACUGGUUGGGAAAGGGCUCUGGUGACCAUCAACUCAACCAACAGCAUGCAAACUUCAACCUUUGACUGGGUCGUUCAGGACCUUGUUCUCUCAGGUAUCACAAUUCUCUAGGGAUGAAUUGCCCACUUGUGGGCUCCAGAAUGAGGGGUGUUGAGUGAAUUUUUCAUUGGAACAGUUCCAUCAGUCAGCAAAAAAUGAAAAGAAUUAUUUAACAGCAGACAAAGCCUUUCAUGGGGAAGCUACACUGGUUAUACACACACCAGCUACACACUGCGGCUUGAUGUAAACUGUUAGGGCUUUAACUUUGUGAAUUGACAUUUCUUUGGCAUAAAAUCUAAAUUAUUUUCACUUUCAAUAGUAUUUUAUUUUUUACCAGUCCUCAAGAGCUGUGU